Molecule: messenger RNA, 4313 nt
Organism: Toxotes jaculatrix (banded archerfish)
Lineage: Eukaryota; Metazoa; Chordata; Actinopteri; Toxotidae
Product: scavenger receptor cysteine-rich type 1 protein M160
Exons: 20
Coding region: 261-4097 (1278 amino acids)
Cellular component (GO): membrane
Source: RefSeq, a predicted model, not a curated record
GUUUGCAGAUACUUUGUUGGGGAUUCUAAUAAUAUCCUCAACCAUGUAACUGUUGAAAUUAGAACUGAUAGUUUUAUUAAUUCUAAAUUUAGUUUAGCUAGUCAUUAGAAAAUAAACAUCCAUUUGUGUUGCCUUGUGUAAAAAAAAUAAUUGUUAUCUUAAUGGAAACAAAGAUAUUUGAAUCAGAUGCUGGAAUAACUGGAAUAAACUGAAAACACUGGACUGUGCAUGGCGUCAUUUUCCAGUUAUGAUCUGCAGCAAUGAUGUGGUUCCUCCUUCUUCUCAGCUUCAUCUUUUACUCUGAGCUGGUGAUCUUACACAUAGAAGGUGAGAACAGGAUCAUUCUGAGAAAUGGAAACAAUCCGUGUGAGGGCCAUGCUGAAGUCUACUAUAACAACCAAAGGGGCUACGUUGGAGAUAAAUACUGGGACAAGAACACUGAAACUGUGCUGUGCAAAAGCACUCACUGCGGGACACCUAAACCUGAAAUGACAAAAGAUGUGCAAAGGGACACUGCACGCAAAGUGUGGCUCAAUGAACUGAGAUGCAGUGGAAACGAGAGUAAUCUGUGGAACUGUACAUGUCCUGGUUGGGGCAUCAGCUCUUACCGCAAGCACACUGUGAAAAAGAUCACAUGUUCAAAUAAAAUUGAAAUAGGCCUGGAUAGCUUUCAGUGUGCGGGAGCUGUCCGGUACUCCAUAAACGGGAAAAUGGGUUAUUUUUGUAAUAACAACUGGGGAAAAAAUCAAGCAGACAUUUUAUGUCAAAACCUCGAUUGUGGUAAAUCCAAGCAGACUGAUGUUCAUCAGUGGAUGGGUAAAUGGAAUGAUUUCGAAAAAUUAGAGAAGAUGAUAAUCAACUGUCCAAGCAAUCUACCCAUUGAUAAUCUGUGGCAGUGUGUAACUAAGAAUGCACAAAGCUGCACACCCGCUACUGUAAUAUGUGAAGAUCAUAGUCGACUGCAGCUUAAAGGAAGCCCAUCAAAUGUCUGUUCUGGGCAGCUGGAAAGGGAGGUAAAGGGAAAGUGGGAGCCUUUUAACACAGCCAAAGAGGAGAGAAACCCUGAUGUGUGGUGCAACCAAAUGUACUGUGGUACCAGCGUCAGUGACAGUUUGAAUAGCACUGACAAUGGGCUAAAAUGCACAGACAAUGUUAGUGUCGUUCUAUUGGACGGCGAUAAACCCAGCAAGUGCUAUGGUGCAGUUCAUAUUAACGUGAGUGGAUCAAGACACUCAGUGUGCGGCUCCACCUGGACUGAAAAAGAAGCUGAGGUUGUUUGCAAAGAGCUAAACUGCGGGAAGUUGAUACAUUUUGAAAAGGCUCAGAAGUCUAAAGAACGAGGGAUAAUGGACAAUGUGAAUUGCUUAGGCAGUGAGUCCUCACUGUGGCACUGCCAGGCCAAGCAUAACGACGCUCUCGAAUGUUCGACCAGUGCUUAUGUAACCUGUGCAGACAGCGUAAAUGUGACACUGGAAGAUGGUCCUGGAAAAUGUGCUGGGAGAGUGGAGAUCCUGUAUAAAGGCACAUGGAAACUAGUAGAUACAAAUUCAUGGACAAAAACCAAUUCACAUGUUGUCUGCAAACAAAUGAAUUGUGGGAAUGCCAUGGACCCCACCAAUUCUGAAAAAUUCACCCAGGGUUCAGUUAAAGAUUUCCUCACUCAGACUUUGGAAUGCAAGCCAAACACCGCAACCAUAUCUGAGUGUUUUACAAAGAAUCCUAACAACCGCCCCAAUAAGGAGGCAGUGGGAAUAACCUGCAGCAAGAACAAGUUGCUAUUUCUGGAUGGAGAGAAUCCCUGUUCUGGCAAAGUAGGGAUAGAACAGGGAGGAAAAACCUUCUGGCUGUCUGGGUCUAACAAGACAUGGAACCAAGAGGCUGCAAACAGUGUGUGUCAGCAGAAGCACUGUGGGAUUGCCUCCAACUUCUCCGCCAUUAACUCUACGGGGGAAAAAGUUUGGAAUGAAUCAUACAACUGCUCGCCCAACACCACACCUCUGUUUGAAUGUAAAACCACGACGAACCCACCUGAUGACAAGACGUCCAUUGCCGAAGUGACUUGUUCAGGCACAAUCAAAGUAAACCUGACCAACAAGUGCUGGGGGAAUGUCAUGGUUUGUUUGGAUGGGGAGUGCGGAGGCGUGUGUGCAGAUUCCUGGACAUCAGAACAAUCCAUGAUGCUGUGUAAAAGCCUAAACUGUGGGGAGAAAGUCCUAAGGGACAUUAAGCAGGCUAAAGAAAGUAGAGUGACUGUCAAGAGUUUGCAUUUUACAAAGCAUACUAAAAGCCUGGCCCAGUCGAACUUUGUUAAGAGCAAUGGAGGCACCUGUAAACCAGCCCAUGUUGUUUGCUCAGGUUGUGUCAAACCCAAGUUUACGGAUUCCAAAGACAAAUGUUCUGGAAAUGUGGAAAUUUACUAUGAAGGCGACUGGCUCCCAGUGUGCUCGACUGCUCUUCAAAACAAAGAAGCACAAGAUGUGAUCUGUGGUGAGCUGGAAUGUGGUCAGGCCAUCAGCGCGACUGAGUACUUCGGACCUAGAUCAAAGACGGGUCACGUCAUUUCACAACUUCAGUGCUCACUUGACUCAAAGCUAUUAAAAGCAUGUAACUUCACUGUUCAAGGUAGCACAUCCUGCAUUCCUGCCACCCUCCAGUGCACUGACUGGGCAAGGAUGAAAGUCAGCGAGACCUGUGAGGGAGCUGUGUCUGUUUACACGAAUAAAACCAAUAGUGCUGUUUCCAGAAAAGGCUGGACAGAAUCAGAAGGGACAAGGCUUUGCCAGGAUCUGAAUUGUGGCAAUUACUCAAAGGAGAAGAACAGUACAUUUGAGAAGCAAUCUUUCUGGAACAGCUGUGGACAAGGUUCACAAGGCAUCUGGGACUGUAAAAAUCUAACCUCACCCUCUCCUCAGGAGGAGCAGCUCUCCAUUAUAUGUCAAGAUAAGCCCAACAUCACCCUGACAGAUGACUGUCAUGGUAUAGUGAAGAUAAAUGGAAUGGAAGUGUGCGGCAGUCACUGGAGCGAGUCGUAUGCACACUUGGUUUGCCAACAACAGGACUGUAGCAAUGCACUUUUCAGUAAUUUCGUCCCUCGUGACAACAAACAACAAAUGUACUACGUCAGUUGCAGUGACGAUGAUUACGAACUCGGCCAGUGCAGAAGAGUCAGUGGGACGUGUGAUAAAGCGGUGUCUGUUUAUUGUGUUAACAGUAUCGAGUUCGAUAUCACAGAAGAGUGCCGGAUUAAAGUCAAAUAUGGAGAUUCUUGGCACAGUGUUUAUAAAGGGACUCCUGAGGGUGACACAAAACUAAUAGAGCUAUGUGUGGAGCGUAAUUGUGCAAAGAAGAGCAAAACUAUAAAAAAGAGUCAAUUGACAAACACAAAGGAGGUCACAUUGAACAUAUCACUGGAAUGCACUGCCAAUCACAUGGACAUCAGGCACUGUGUCACCAAGGUAGCUCAAAGAAGAGACACACCAGAGGAGAUCCAGUGUCCAGACUAUGUUAAAGAAAGCAAAAAUUCUAAAACACCGGUGAACCCGCCCACCGUGCCUAUAAUCUUGGGAGUUGCGCUGUUUUUGGUUCUGCUGGUGGUGAUUAUUGUAGCUGUACGAAUCUGGAUUGUCAGGAGGAACCAGUUGAGAAUGCCGUCAAGAAAAGAAGUGGAGUUUGAAAGUGGUGACUAUGAGGAUGUCACAAGCAAAGAAAAUGAAAUGGAAGACAUCAGUCGUCACAGAUUUCGAUCAGAGUCUGAAGUCGUCAUGGAGAAUGACGGACAUAGCAUUUCCUCUUUGCCUUAUGAUGAUAUUGAUGAAGUAGCUGAGUCUCAGCCCCUGACUCGUCAGGCUACCACUGCUGGUACCUCAAGAGACAACAACGUCCCUGAAGGGGCCCUCGAUCAAAGAGAUGAUGGGGUGACCUAUGAGGUGGACGACCCACAGGGGAGUUAUGAUGACAUUGAACCCAGCCCUGAAACCACACAGACUAAAGCUGAAGUCCAUGACAGCCCCAAAACUCCUGCUGAAAGUGACACAGUGGCACCCCCAGACUUAGUGCAGGGGGAGAUGGACUACCUUGUGCCGGGCCAAGAUGGGUGAGCCAAAACUGGGUUUAACACCUACCAUAGCAAAAAAAAAAAAAAAAAAAAAAAAAGUGGAUCACCCCAGAUCCCAGCUCCCUUUUGCUCUGACAAAAAUGGAAAAACUCAUUCAAAUGAAUCCAAAUUGCCAACAGACGAACAAUGUUUAAUUCUUUCUAAUGCAGCAGACAUUUGCCAAAAAAAAAGCAAAAAAAAACAAAAACAAAAACAAAAA